Molecule: messenger RNA, 807 nt
Organism: Aspergillus campestris IBT 28561
Lineage: Eukaryota; Fungi; Ascomycota; Eurotiomycetes; Eurotiales; Aspergillaceae
Product: putative thioesterase
Exons: 2
Coding region: 1-807 (268 amino acids)
Source: RefSeq, a predicted model, not a curated record
AUGAUGCUCGGAGACAGCUGGCUCCCAGUUAUUCUAUGUGUGCUCGUCCUCGCAUACAAAAAUCUCCCCUUUGUAUGGCAUAUCCGCUUCCUCCGCACCCUCAUAACCCGACUCUUCCUCUCCCCAACCGCCAACCUCCCCCUGCACCCAACCCACCUCUUCCUGCCCGCAAUCCACCGCACCCGUUCCCCCGCCACAGAAUGUGACUACAACCUACACAAGUCCAACUCGACGUACUUCACCGACCUGGACAUCUCGCGCGGCAGCCUCAGCCUCGUCCUCUUCAGCCGGUGUCUGUCAUUCAUGCCGUCGGAGGCGAACCACACCGCGGCGAUGAUCCUCAGCGGUGUGCAGUGCAUUUUUAGGAGGGAGAUCAAGCCUUAUCAGGGGUAUGAGGUGUGGACGCGUGUGAUGGCGUGGGAUGAGAAGUGGUUGUAUUUGGUGUCGCAUUUUGUGGAGAGGGGGGCGAGUGGGCCGCGGGAGUAUGUGCUUCAGGGGGGGAAGAAGAAUGUGACGGCGGAGGGUUUGGAAAGGAAGAAGGAUAAGGGAGGGCAGAAGAAGGUGUUUGCGUCUUCUGUGUCGAGAUAUGUCUUUAAGCAGGGGCGAAAGACGGUGGCGCCGGAGGCGGUCCUCCUGCAGUGUGGGCUGUUGCCUGGACGGGAGGACGCAUCGUGGGAAGUGAUUGAAGAGAGGAGGAAGCGGGAUGUGGAGGCGGCGCAGCUGAAGAGAGGGUGGGAUGCGGUGCAUGGAGCGUUUGAAGAGGUGGAUGUUGCGUUGGGCAGGUAUACGGAUUUGAUGUGGAGGUGA